Molecule: messenger RNA, 2600 nt
Organism: Neoarius graeffei (lesser salmon catfish)
Lineage: Eukaryota; Metazoa; Chordata; Actinopteri; Siluriformes; Ariidae
Product: actin filament-associated protein 1-like 2
Exons: 15
Coding region: 200-2002 (600 amino acids)
Biological process (GO): positive regulation of DNA-templated transcription; positive regulation of interleukin-8 production; regulation of mitotic cell cycle
Cellular component (GO): cytosol
Molecular function (GO): SH3 domain binding; SH2 domain binding
Source: RefSeq, a predicted model, not a curated record
AGUCAGAGCUGGAGAAGAGCACUAGUGGUGUGUUGUGAAGUUUUCUUUUUGUUUGUUCAGUGCUGCUGCUGCUGCUGCUGCUGCUGUGAUUUGGUAUCAGUCCAUUCAGGAAUGGAGGGAUGAACAGAGGAAGGGGACAGAAGGGUCUCACUGGGGGAUUUUAGGCAACAACUUUAUUCUUUUUUCUUUCUUUCUAGCCAUGGACAAACAAAAAGUUCUGGCUCGGUUGGUUUCGGAUCUGCAAGCAUUCCUCCUGGUUCUGGAUGGCGAGAACCUCAGCUACAUCGCUCAAGCCAAGAAGAAGUCCAUCUCAGAGCUUCUGUCCAAACUCCAGGAGCACAAAGACACCGCGGUAGUGGAGGAUGCAGAGUACAUGAUCAUGAACUGUCCCUCUGGAGGACCAGCGAAUGACCUCCAAAGAAACUCGGCCACUGAUCCAGGUUCAGCCGAAAAUCCGCACUUCGAGUGGCUUCGUUGCGCGUCUGUGGGUCCCUCAGUUCCCCCAAGGCCUCCAUACAGGUUGGAGGAAGAUGAGGACUGUUAUGAGGAGGCGGAGCCUUUUAUUCCAGCCUCUCAGUCUACAGAUAAACUGGACUCGGAGAGCAGUCAUUAUGAGUCGUAUGGUGAGGAAGAAGAGGACGUCCCUGUGGACCGCGCCCACUAUAUCCAGUGUGGCUCGUCUCAGCCCUGCCUGCGUCCUGUCCCUGAAUCGCGGCUCUGCGAGUACCUGUGGAGGAAGAAGUGGCUCGGCCAGUGGACACGUCAGCUCUUCAUUAUUAAACACGACUCCUUACUGUGUUUUAAGUGCGCUAAAGACCUCCAACCCCUGCUGGAGAUGAAGCUGACGGGCUGUCAGGUGAUGUACAAGUCCAAACACAGUAAGAAGAUGCAGCACGAGCUGAAGGUGGUGGGUGGAUCGGAGACGCUCAUCCUGGGCUUUCAGAGCUGCAGCCAGGCCGAGGAGUGGAGGAAGGUCAUUGAGGAGCUCAGCGGCUCUUCAUACUGCGAGCCGGAAUCCACAGGUUCCUCCUCCAUCCUGAAGAGUGAAAGACUGGAUUCUUGCAGGUCGAGCUCAGUCCUCCACACUGAUUCCGAUGAAGAGAUCCUCUCUGCUCCUUCUCCUGCUCUCAGCAGCGCUGAGAUCAGUAAUUUUAAAGACAGAGCGGGGUAUCUCAACGUGUUGAUGAAUUAUCAGUGGCAGACUCUGUGGUGCCGAGUGGACGCCGGAGUUCUGAAUCUCUUCAGUGAUGGAAACAGUGAAGUAAUGCCGCAGUACACAGUGCAGCUCCGGGGGAGUGAGAUUCGACCCGAUACCACUCACACACACACACACCGCAUCACUAUCCUACAGCACGGAGACCCUGUGGCUGUCCUGGAGGCCAGCUGUUCUGAUGAUAAAGAGCAGUGGGUCCAGCUCCUGCGGGAUGGGAGCUCCACUGAUGUUCUGUCUCCAAAUCAGCACAACAGUCACGAGUCACUGAGCGGUCUGAAGACCCGAACGCUCCCCAACGCCAACACGUACAUGGACGACCCCUUUCAGCAGAUCUGUGGUUCAGUCCGUGAAUCUCCCAUCUACUCUAACACCGCCUCGCUGGAGCGCAUGCUUCACAAAUCCCACAUCGGUGGAAACGGCAAAUCGCUGCCAUCAUCAGAUUCUGCCGACUACAGCAACUGCGACCUCUUCAGAAGCAACAGUAAGAAAGUGUGUGAGGUGGAGCGCAGUGUGCAGAAGCUGCAGCUGGCAGGGAAACGAAUGCAGGUGAGAGCGGGGUCAGAGGUCAACCUCGUCAACGUGGGGACAAAACCUGCCAAACGCUCGUCCUUCAGACAGUCUCUGCUCCCGUUCUGCUCGGAGAGGACGCAGGGAGGGUUCCUGACUCCACUCCUCCGUAGAACAGCUUCUGCUAAACUCUCUCUCCGCCGUUCUCCCUCCACUCUGCUCAUCGAACACGGCCGUGUCUUUCACACGAGGAAGGACUGGGAGACGAAGGCUUCGGCUUGACCAGGACUCAUCCUCCUCAUCUCAUCUACACAUUCCCAUCCUGUUAUUAUUAUUAUUAUUAUUAUUAUUAUUAUUAUUAUUAUUAUUUGCACUGAGAAUAAUAUUAUACUGAGCAUGUGGAUCAUGCAUAUUUUUGUAAUAUUUUAAAAUCAUUUUUUAGGUACUAUUUUUUUUCCCCUCACAAACAGAUCACAGUUUCUUUUCCGCUUCACUCAGUCUGGAUUUAUUCAUCCUGAAUCUCAUGUGCUUUAACUUUUCUUUUCUUUUCCAUAAAAUCAUUUGAGAGAAAAAAACACUGUUAAUAAUGAAAGUAAUAAUGAAAGGAUGCACUGCAGUCUCAGUCUGUGUGGAGGUGAUUCGGGUCCAAGCGGAGUGUGAGAGAUGAGAAUAUUUCCCUCCUCAUGAACUCUCACUGCAGCUCUGUGCUAACUGUAUCCCGGUGCAAAUACUUUAUAUACAGUCUCUGUUUUUAAUCACGUGCCUUAAUUAUUAAUGUUGUAUCCUUUUUUUUUGUAAUGAUGCAUGGAGUCGUGAUCGGUGUCUGUUUUUUAUUUUCUGGUGUUAUUGAUAUGUUUGGUUUUUUAUGUAAAAUUUUGUG